Molecule: messenger RNA, 1017 nt
Organism: Histoplasma mississippiense
Lineage: Eukaryota; Fungi; Ascomycota; Eurotiomycetes; Onygenales; Ajellomycetaceae
Exons: 3
Coding region: 1-1017 (338 amino acids)
Biological process (GO): DNA integration
Molecular function (GO): nucleic acid binding
Source: RefSeq, a predicted model, not a curated record
AUGGUGCGAAAAAAUCUGCAAGUUAAAGAAAAUUGUUGGGCGAAGGGGCCCGUAGUCAUCGAUGACAACAAACCCUGCAGGAUAAAGAACGCACCUGCAGAUGAGAACGAAGUCGCCGGCGUUACGGGGUUAGACCUAGGGACCCUGGUGCCACGGAUUCUAGCCGUUAAGGUAUUUGAGUCCGAGACAGCCUAUCGCGAAGAGGUAGCUGAAUCUAUUGUCGAACUCUUGCUGCAGGUUCAGAAUAGGGACGCUGGCACGUCUGAACUUCGCAGAAGACUAGAGGUGGGUGACGCUAGCGUAGGUGAUCGUUCGACCUGGGCAGUAGACAAAGAUGGCCUGCUUAGGAAAGAUGGUAAAGUCUACGUACCGCAAGACAAGGCCGUAAGGCAUGAAAUAAUGAAAAUGAACCACGAUGAUCCCCAAGGUGGCCAUUUUGGACGUGACAAAACCAUCGAAGCGAUCAAACGCAAGUACUCGUGGCAUGGUAUGAGCGAUGAGAUUGCAGAAUAUGUGAGGACCUGCGAUGUUUGCCAACGCGUCAAGAUACCGCGGCAUAAGCCGUACGGGUUGCUACAACCACAUCCAGUGCCAGAUAAGAAAUGGCAUACAAUCACCUUCCAUCCGCAAACCGACGGCCAAACGGAACGAUUGAACCAGGUGAUUGAACAUUAUCUUCGCACAUAUUGCAGCUACCAGCAGGAUAACUGGAUAGAGUGGAUUCCCCUGGCGCAAUGGGCAUAUAAUAACGCCUUCCACGCAUCGAUAAAAAUGACACCAUCUGAAGCGAUGAUCGGCCGACCAACUGAACUUCGUAUAGACGUGGAACCCCCAAGCACGGGCGCGUCAAAGUCGGCGAUAGAACAAGUGGAACGGAUGAAGCAAGCGGAAAACAGGAUUCGAGAAUGCCUAGAAGCUGCCAAAGCAGCUGAGAAAAAGUAUUAUGAUCAGCGCCAUAUACCAAAAAGCUUUAAGAUAGGGGACUGGAUCAUCGAUUUUUGGGUCCCUUCCAAAUAA